Trichobilharzia regenti is the source of this 174-nucleotide messenger RNA. The record is from the annotation of a GenBank genome assembly. Lineage: Eukaryota; Metazoa; Platyhelminthes; Trematoda; Strigeidida; Schistosomatidae.
CGCAGUAUUACAGAAAUAUGGCAACAGCACCAAAAGCCAAUUAAAGAGCUGAUUCUGUCUAUUGAUUAUGAAAUAAGUUUAGAAAAACUGCUGAAAAAUUUAAAUUUGUGUGACGUUCACAAGCAAAAACUUAUUUACACUAUACUAGGUAGUAGGAAGGGUUUCACGAUCUAA